Messenger RNA from Sciurus carolinensis (gray squirrel), 5350 nucleotides. It is a transcript of the gene Vav2, whose product is annotated as vav guanine nucleotide exchange factor 2. Gene Ontology annotation, biological process: intracellular signal transduction; regulation of GTPase activity; cell migration. The record is from RefSeq and is a predicted model, not a curated record. Gene Ontology annotation, molecular function: guanyl-nucleotide exchange factor activity; protein binding. Gene Ontology annotation, cellular component: cytoplasm. NCBI's taxonomy places the organism in Eukaryota, Metazoa, Chordata, Mammalia, Rodentia, Sciuridae. The transcript is spliced from 30 exons. The coding region runs from base 528 to 3146 and encodes 872 amino acids.
GAGCGCCGGGCUCGGAGCGCGGAGCCGGCAGGCGGGGCGAACAAAGCGGCGGCGGCGCGGGCGGCCCAGGCGCGGGACGCGCGGAGCGAGCGACCCGCGGGCCUUUGUCUCGGGCGGGGCAGGAGCGGCGGCCGCCGCGGGGCGCCCGGAGCGCAGAAUGCGGUGCCUGGCGGGGCGGAUCGCGGAGCGCUGCGGCGGCGGGCGGCGUGGAGCCCGGCCCGGGGCCAGAGCGGACUUGUGUGUGUGAAGCGGGGAUCCCACGCGCUGCCCGGUGCCCUCCCGGCGGCCGCACGUGGGUGGGAGCGGCGGCCGGCUAGGAGCCCGAGGAGGAGGAGGAGGAAGAGGAGGAAAAGGAGGGACGCGCGGCGGCGCUGCGGGGACCCGGGGCCGCCUGCGCGAAGCCCCGCCCCGGCCGCUGAGCCCGGCGCGGGCGGGCGGGAUGCCCCGCGGCCGCCGCACUUUGGCCGGAGCGCUGCCCUGAGCGAGCCGGCCCAGCGGCCGCCGCGAGCCACGGGCGCCCGGGCGCCAUGGAGCAGUGGCGGCAGUGCGGCCGCUGGCUGAUCGACUGCAAGGUCCUGCCGCCCAACCACCGGGUGGUGUGGCCCUCGGCCGUGGUCUUCGACCUGGCGCAGGCGCUGCGCGACGGCGUCCUCCUGUGCCAGCUGCUGCACAACCUCUCCCCCGGCUCCAUCGACCUCAAGGACAUCAACUUCCGGCCGCAGAUGUCCCAGUUCCUGUGCCUGAAGAACAUCCGCACCUUCCUCAAAGUCUGCCACGACAAGUUUGGGCUGAGGAGCAGCGAGCUGUUUGACCCCUUUGACCUCUUUGACGUCCGAGACUUCGGGAAGGUCAUCUCUGCGGUGUCCCGACUGUCCCUGCACAGCAUCGCCCAGAACAAAGGCAUCAGGCCUUUUCCCUCCGAGGAGACCGCAGAGAACGACGAUGACGUCUACCGCAGCCUGGAGGAGCUGGCCGACGAGCAUGACCUGGGUGAGGACAUCUACGACUGCGUCCCACGGGAGGACGAGGGUGACGACAUCUACGAGGACAUCAUCAAGGUGGAGGUGCGGCAGCCCAUGAUCAGGUACAUGCAGAAAAUGGGCAUGACGGAGGACGACAAGAGGAGCUGCUGCCUGCUGGAGAUCCAGGAGACCGAGGCCAAGUACUACCGCACCCUGGAGGACAUCGAGAAGAACUACAUGGGCCCCCUGCGGCUGGUGCUGAGCCCAGCGGAUAUGGCUGCCGUCUUCAUCAACCUGGAGGACCUGAUGAAGGUGCACCACAGCCUCCUGAGGGCCAUCGACGUGUCCAUGAUGGCCGGGGGCAGCACGCUGGCCAAGGUCUUCCUUGAAUUCAAGGAAAGGCUUCUGAUCUACGGGGACUACUGCAGCCACCUGGAGCGCGCCCAGAGCACCCUCAACCAGCUGCUCGCCAGCCGCGACGACUUCAGGCAGAAAGUGGAGGAGUGCACACUGAAGGUCCAGGACGGCAAGUUCAAGCUGCAAGACCUGCUGGUGGUCCCCAUGCAGCGAGUGCUCAAGUACCACCUGCUGCUCAAGGAACUCCUGAGCCAUUCUGCUGACCGGCCCGAGAGGCAGCAGCUCAAAGAAGCACUGGAAGCCAUGCAGGACUUGGCGAUGUACAUAAACGAGGUGAAGAGGGACAAGGAGACCUUGAAGAAAAUCAGAGAGUUCCAGAGCUCCAUAGAGAACUUGCAAGUGAAGCUGGAGGAGUUUGGGAGGCCAAAGAUCGACGGGGAGCUGAAAGUCCGGUCCAUCGUCAACCACACCAAGCAAGACAGGUACUUGUUCCUGUUUGACAAGGUGGUCAUCGUCUGCAAGCGGAAGGGCUACAGCUACGAGCUGAAGGAGGUCAUCGAGCUGCUGUCCCACAAGAUGACCGACGACCCCAUGCACAACAAGGACAUCAAGAAGUCUCACGGGAAAAUGUGGUCCUACGGCUUCUACCUGAUUCACCUCCAAGGGAAGCAGGGCUUCCAGUUCUUCUGCAAGACGGCGGACAUGAAGAGGAAGUGGAUGGAGCAGUUCGAGAUGGCCAUGUCAAACAUCAAGCCAGACAAAGCGAACGCCAACCACCACAGCUUCCAGAUGUACACGUUCGACCGGACCACCAGCUGCAAGGCCUGCAGGAUGUUCCUCAGGGGCACCUUCUACCAGGGCUACCUGUGCACCAGGUGUGGCGUGGGGGCACACAAGGAGUGCCUGGAGGUGAUGCCCCCCUGCAGGAUCAGUUCCCCCGCCGACCUGGAUGCCUCCCCGGGAGCAGGACCCGGUCCCAAGAUGGUGGCUGUGCAGAAUUACCAUGGUAACCCUGCCCCUCCUGGGAAACCUGCGCUGACCUUCCAGACGGGUGAUGUCAUCGAGCUGCUGCGAGGCGACCCCGAAGCUCAGUGGUGGGAGGGCCGGCUGGCGCACAGCAGGAAGUCAGGCUGUUUCCCCAGCUCGUCUGUGAAGCCCUGCCCUGUGGACGGAAGGCCGCCCGUCAGCCGGCCGCCUUCCCGGGAGAUGGACUACACCGCGUACCCCUGGUUUGCCGGCAACAUGGAGAGGCAGCAGACGGACAACCUGCUCAAGGCCCAUGCCAGCGGGACCUACCUCAUCAGGGAGCGGCCAGCCGAGGCAGAGCGCUUCGCCAUCAGCAUCAAGUUCAACGAUGAGGUGAAGCACAUCAAGGUGGUGGAGAAGGACAACUGGAUACACAUCACGGAAGCAAAGAAGUUUGAAAGCCUCUUGGAGCUGGUGGAGUACUACCAAGGCCACUCUCUCAAGGAGAGCUUCAAGCAGCUGGACACCACGCUCAAGUACCCCUACAAGUCCCGGGAGCGUGCCGCCUCCAGGGCCUCUAGCCGGUCCCCAGCUUCCUGUGCUUCCUACAGCUUUUCCUUUCUCAGUCCUCAGGGCCCCUCCGCCCCCUUCUGGUCAGUGUUCACUCCCCGGGUCAUUGGCACGGCGGUGGCCAGGUACAACUUCGCAGCUCGGGACAUGCGGGAACUCUCGCUGCGGGAGGGUGACGUGGUGAAGAUCUACAGCCGCAUCGGCGGGGACCAGGGCUGGUGGAAGGGCGAGACAAACGGACGGAUCGGCUGGUUUCCUUCGACAUAUGUGGAAGAGGAGGGCGUCCAGUGAGGAGGAGGACGUGGACAGGACUUGGGGAUGCUCCUGGAGAGCUGCCCGGGCCCUGCGGUCCAUCUCAUCGCCUCGGUGGCUCCCGGGGAAAGGCCACCAGCCUUCCCGUCACCGGCACCCUACGGGGAUGGGGAGGGUGUUCAGAAGCCUGAAGGCAGCCGUUCCACCAGCCCCUGUCCCUGGGGCCCGUCCCUGGGUACGCUACUUGUACAUAGAGGAAACCUGGGUGGGACCCACCCAGACUGUGGAGGAGGGGUGCCAUAGCGUCACCAGCCUGACUCUGGUGACGCUGAGACCAGACGUGUGUCCUGUGCCCUUCUGGCCGAGGUGUGUGCAGGAGCCUAGGAUCAGUAGCAUACAGUGUCCUGGUUCGGGACCCCCGGCCCUGUGCUCAGCCCCUGGGCUUGGCUCUCCUUCUCUGCUGCUGUCGGGGCCUCUGGCUGUGGGAGGCGGACAGGCCCAGAGCUGGGCUAUUUGCUGUGCCUCGCUCGGCCCAGCUGUGCUGGGGUGCAGGGGGAGAGCUCACACGUGGCCCUGAGUCACACGCUCCUGGGACUGUCCCCGACUUCCUUACUUCCCCACACAGGGGGCUGCAGAGACCCUACUGGCAGGUCCCUCUCUCUGGAGGGGCCUUAGAAACAGCGGCAUUGCUGUCCCCGCAUUGCUGUCAAUGGUACUGCCUCUCCCUUGUCCAGAGCCCCUUUCCUGGAUCCCAGGAUGGUGCUCAGCUGCCCCGCCCCACCCUGCCCUGCCCGGCAGACUUGUCUUCCAUGAACCCCAAAGGCAGGGAGAGAAUGGUGCGUCCCCUCCCUGGGACCCUGAUUCCCACCUUCCUCUCCAGAGGGACCCCUCUGGGUCUCCUGCGCCCUGCACAGUGGUCCCUGGGGUCCACCAGCCUUCGCGUGGGUGGUGGGUCUAGCCUCUGGCGGUCUGCCUCCAGGGGCGCCUGUGGCCCUCCUGGGCCUGCGGCCAGCCUGAAGUAAGUGCUCUUGGGUAGCUCUGCCCCUCCUCCCUCCUUUCGGCGUCUCCUGGCCUUCGACCUCUGACUGGCUCAGCCAGACCCUGUUCGCCCUGCCCCGACAUUGCGCAGGACCCAGUGACCCUGGCUGCCUCCGAGCUCCACACCACAGCUUCUGGGGAGACCCAGGCUUCCCGCUGCCCCUUGUGCCCUAGGUCAGCUGCCGGCUGUGAGUGAGGCAGGGGCCUGGCUGAGGCUGGGGUGGGCUGGGCCCUCCUGGCGAGCCAGCUGAUGUGGCCCCAGGCUGUGUACCCACCCCAGCUGGGGCGUGGGGAGGGGCCGGGAACAGCCUGGGAAGGCUUGAGAGGAGCCGGAAGCGGCCUGGGGCAGAGCACUCGAGCCCUGGUUUGCAGGGAGACCCCAGCCCCCUCUGUGUUUACUGUUGUCGACGUUCUGUGGUCUAGUUUUGGGGGUUUUUGUUGUGUUUUGUUUGGCCUAUUUGUUUUUUAAGGGGAAAAAAAGUUUGUAAUUAUUUCCUCCAAACCUCCUGUAUCUGUGAAUAAGGAAGAGAUUUUAUAAUAGCAAGGAAAUGAUGUAUAUUUUAGUUCAUCACCAAACAAGUCACCGUGAUAAGGAAGGACACUGAGAGAAAAUAAUCGAGAGCCCUGGUUUCUGUGGAUGUUCUGCUUUGUGUCUGGUUUGAACUCUGUUUGGUUUGCUGUGCGCUAUACCAGGGAGAGCGGCUGGCAGCCGGGCAGGCCCGGGGUGGUGACUGGGCAGGAGACGGGCCCUCUGGCGUGGCUGGGGACCUGGCCUGGCACCAGCUGUGAACACUGGAGCCCCGCAUGUGGGAGUCAGGGAUCUGGGGUCCCUCGGCUGUGGACCCCAAAGGGAACACAAACUGUACGUUUUGCCACUGGCUUUUUUUCAGACCACGGUUUUUACUGCAAAUAAACCUAAGUUCUUCUCUGCAGGAGUGGUAGCUCUGUAGCUGGCGCCUGGUCACAGGGCCACCCUGGCUCUGGUGUGACUGGGAAAUGGCAUAUCCAACCUGGAUUCCUGUCCACCCUGCAGAAUAUGGGGUCCUAUCACCAAGGAGAUGGCAGUGAGGCCAGAGGGUGGGCAGCCAGCAGCCUUUGCGUGGGCCUUGCUCAUGGUCCCCAGUGACUGCAGGAGCACAAGGCUUAGGCCAGGCCCUGUCGUAAAUGGGGAGGCUCCAGAGAGGGCCUGCCCUGCCCCUCUAGCC